Molecule: messenger RNA, 1238 nt
Organism: Momordica charantia (bitter melon)
Lineage: Eukaryota; Viridiplantae; Streptophyta; Magnoliopsida; Cucurbitales; Cucurbitaceae
Product: FAD-binding protein
Source: RefSeq, a predicted model, not a curated record
UCUCUCUCACCGCCCUCUUCUUUGUCAGGCAGCCGGCAGGGUCUCUCCCCCACCGUCUCUCACUCUCUGUUUACUAAGCCGCCGCGGCCGGCGGCCGGCAGCCGUCUGGGAUUGUCACUCAUUCUCUCUCCUCUCCGCCAUUGCCGCUCUCUCUGAGUUCCAGAAGUUUGUUUCUCUUCGCCAGUUUUUUUAUUGUUCCCUCUUUUCGCAUAAUUGUCAUACAAAGUUCUCUGUCUCUCUCGCCUUCUCCCUUGUUCGAGUGUCAAACAGCACGCGGCCGGAACUCUCUUGGACCCAACGAGCAAAUUCGACGAAGAAUUGAAAUGGAAGAAGUUACAUUUGAUCACAGGUCGAAAGAGAAGAUUUUCAAGAUUUUUGAAGAAUUCAUGGCUAGUGUUGCGAAGCUCGAGGAAUUGGGGACUCUAGGAAGCGAGUUUCUUUCUGGCUUUCAGCAAGGGCUUGAGCUUCUUCGACGACCUGCUAUAAAUAGAUCAUCAAAAUUGAUUGAGGAUGUCAUAGAAACUAACAAUACGGAGAAUCUUAAAUCAUACUUUGAAGCUGGAUGCAUCAACACUCAUGAUGGUGUCCAAAGUACAAAAAAGUUGCAUACAUGCCGGAUUGGACUGGAUGAUCAUUUGAAAAAAGCAAGGAGCUUAAUUGAUGAACUCGAACACCUACUCAAUAAUGCGAAUAUUGCAUUGGAAACUGAAAAUUCACCGCGUGCUUCAACUGUCUCCGAUGAAGAUGUAGAAUUGGAUGAAGAAGAAGCAACCGUUCCAGAUGAGAAACUUGAUGCUAAUGAAUAUGCUUUAUUUAUGGGGAUCAUCAAAUUUAUGGUCAAGAAAGACUACAUAAUGCAGGAGAAGAUUAUUUCUGGUCUAAGUCUCAAAUCAUCCUCCGGGGAACUCGAAACGUACUGCGUCAUGUGGUCGCUACGACCCUAUAUUGACGAUGAAAUCAUACGUCGAGCUUGGAAGCUCGUUCUGUGACUGGUAACAACUCUCUCUGUGAAUGAUUUUGUCUUUGAGAUAUCAAUAGCUUGCAGUAAGUUCAAUAGCCAAAGGCUGAUAAUUGUGGUUUCUUUUAAAUCAAUAUCCUCCCCGGGAGCAUCAGAAUUUGAAAGUUAGACAGCUUAGUUGAUCUUGUGAUUAUGCUUUUUUACAGAUUGAAUGGAAUUUUUUUCAUUAUGAAGUUUGUAAAGAAUGACUUAUAUUACAGAUAUAUGACAUAAAUGCAUA